This is a messenger RNA of Nannospalax galili (Upper Galilee mountains blind mole rat), 584 nucleotides long. Its product is annotated as cytochrome c oxidase subunit 6C. The transcript has 4 exons. The record is from RefSeq and is a predicted model, not a curated record. Gene Ontology annotation, biological process: mitochondrial electron transport, cytochrome c to oxygen. The coding region runs from base 201 to 428 and encodes 75 amino acids. NCBI's taxonomy places the organism in Eukaryota, Metazoa, Chordata, Mammalia, Rodentia, Spalacidae.
UCCCUGAGUUUUGACAGUUGCGGCCUUCGUCUUUUCACGGAUUUGGGAACCGGGAUGAGUUUCCUAGCCUUGUGGAAUCACAGGCCUUCUUCCCGCAUCGCCCCGCCAGUCCCCGCCGCGUCCUCAGCCCAGCGACGGGCCGAGUGGGCCUAGACGGGCCGGCCGUGGGUCUAGACGGGCGGGCCGGGACAUCUGCAACCAUGGCAUCCGGUGCUUUGGCGAAACCUCCUAUGCGUGGCCUCCUGGCCAAGCGCCUGCGGUUCCAUAUUGUUGGAGCCGUCAUUGUCGCGCUGGGAGCUGCAACUUUCUACAGGUUUGGUGUGGCUGAACAAAGAAAGAAGGCAUAUGCAGAUUUCUACAGAAGUUAUGAUUCCAUGAAAGAUUUUGAAGAGAUGAGGAAAGCUGGUAUCUUUCAGAGUACAAAAUGAUUUCAGAAUGUAAAGAAUUCUUUGGAUGGAGCUUCAUAGAAGUCUGUCACUGAACUGUAAAACACGUUCCUGAACUGUAAAACAUGAAUAUGUGGGGCGUGGGGCUAAUGAAUAGUUUAUCUCAAUAAAUAAUUAACAGUUACUAUGGACAGUAAA